AUGCCCUCAAACGAAGAACACAAUCCCUUCGAAGAAAUGCACAGGGAGGAAAUUGCCAUUCUCCCUGCAUCUCGAAACCUCGACUCCUCCGAGAAACGAGAGUCGACCAAUUCGAACCGGGAUGAAUGGAAGCCGACGUUUGAUCGUCGGCAGAGCUGGAGUAGCCAGGAUCAGAAGCAUCAGCAGCAGGAACGGCUGCUUGGGUCGGAGCCAGGGAAGGAGAUGGGAUUUACGGAGGCUCAUAGCGGGGAUUAA
This is a messenger RNA of Penicillium canescens, 255 nucleotides long. RefSeq lists its product as uncharacterized. Bases 1 to 255 code for a protein of 84 amino acids. The transcript has a single exon. The record is from RefSeq and is a predicted model, not a curated record. Lineage: Eukaryota; Fungi; Ascomycota; Eurotiomycetes; Eurotiales; Aspergillaceae.